Molecule: messenger RNA, 327 nt
Organism: Rotaria sp. Silwood1
Lineage: Eukaryota; Metazoa; Rotifera; Eurotatoria; Philodinida; Philodinidae
Source: the annotation of a GenBank genome assembly
AUGACUCAUUUAAUGAUGUGUUGUUCAGCUCCAUUACCUGAAAGUAUUCAUCGACGAUGGUAUGAAAUAACUGGUCAUCAUCUUCUUGAACGUUAUGGAAUGAUUGAAUGUGGUACUGUUGGUCGACCAAUGCCUGGUGUUACUAUUCGAAUUGCACGAGAAAGUACAAUAUCACCUAUGGGUCAUGAACCAUUAGUAGAAGCUGAUAAUAUCGAUGAACCAAUUGAACGUGAACUUCUAAUUCAAAAUCCAAUUUUAUUUAAAGAAUAUUGGCGAAAACGUAAUGAAACACGUACAACAUUUACAACUGAUGAUAGUUUUUUUUAA